Messenger RNA from Saccostrea cuccullata (small rock oyster), 867 nucleotides. RefSeq lists its product as uncharacterized. The coding region runs from base 1 to 867 and encodes 288 amino acids. The record is from RefSeq and is a predicted model, not a curated record. NCBI's taxonomy places the organism in Eukaryota, Metazoa, Mollusca, Bivalvia, Ostreida, Ostreidae. The transcript has a single exon.
AUGGCGCUCGAACGAUUGACACCCCCUGGUAAAAUAAAGUUCAACACUAAGAAUAUUAGUGAAGACUGGAGAAAAUGGAGAGAAGAAUUUGAACUCUAUUCAUCUCUAUCGAUGAAGGAUGGAGAAGACAAAGCUAAGUUACAAUUACUGAAAUAUUUGAUCGGCGCUGAUGGCAGAGAAAUUUACAGUACUCUGAAGUUUGAAAAAGAAGAAAAGUACAGAAAAUUGAAAGACGUCAUCGAAGCUUUUGACGCUUACUGUAGACCCAAAAGAAACGAAACAGUAGAGAGAUUCAGGUUCAAUAUGAGGAAACAGAAACAAGAUGAGACAAUAGAAACUUUUAUUACUGAUCUUAAAACAUUAGCUGCAAAGUGUAACUAUAGAGAAAUAGUUGAUUCACUAGUGAGAGACAGAAUAGUUUGCGGUAUACUUGACUCACACCUGAGAGAAUGUUUAUUAAGAACACCAGAACUUACCCUGGAUAAGUGUGUCGACAUAACGCGUGCAGCAGAAAUCACAAAACAAGGAAUUAUUGUAUUGGACGGCAACAACAAUUCGUUAAGCAGCCAUGCAGAAAAUGUCAACGAAAUCGGCAGAGGUAAACCUAGUACAAAUACAACUGGAAGUAAACAUUCACACACAGAUAACAACAAAUUUUGUAAAUAUUGUGCCAAAGUACAUGAGCCCAAGAAAGAAAAAUGUGCGGCAUAUGGAAAGACGUGUCGACUGUGCCAUAAAAUGAAUCACUUCGAAACAGUAUGCAGAAGUGCUACCAAGAAAUCACAACCAAAGUACAAGAAGAAAACUAUGCAUCACAUUGGGACAGGUUGUUCAGACACCGACAGUGAUGAUGACUAUUUAGUUUAA